Bactrocera tryoni is the source of this 1215-nucleotide messenger RNA. RefSeq lists its product as uncharacterized. The transcript has a single exon. Lineage: Eukaryota; Metazoa; Arthropoda; Insecta; Diptera; Tephritidae. The record is from RefSeq and is a predicted model, not a curated record. Bases 478 to 1215 code for a protein of 245 amino acids.
CCCAUUCUGGCCAUACCUGAGCCAGGCGUGGAGUCGCUAUCCUUAUUGAACAGAUGGGAGCGAAUUAAAAUCCUCCAUCAUGAUUUCAGCCGCCGAUGGAAGGAAGACUACAUAAAGGACCUUCACAAGAGAUACCGGUGGAAAACUCAAGAAAAGGCACCAAAGCUCGGAGACUGCGUCCUUAUACAAGAUGAUUGUCUCCCUCCUACGGAAUGGAGACUCGGCCGCAUAAAACAACUUCAUUACGGUUCCGACGGUCACGUUCGAGUAGUUGAUCUCCGCACUCAAACCGGAACGCUAACCAGACCGCUCGUCAAAUUAUGCUUUCUACCAACCGCCGAAGAUAAAGAAACGUAAAACCGAAACCGCAAUGUUAAUAAAUCAAUAAAUCGAUAAAACAUAUAAACCGCUUACCAAAUCGAAACCUCGAAUAACAUAAAUGACACAAAACCUUAACAUAAAUGUCUGAUAAAAAAAAUGACAUCCUAUUUAUGCCACAUAUCGUGGCACAAAAGUCCAUAUUAUUGUAAAUUUCACAAUACAUUUCUAAUAUCAUCAUUUCUCUCACAGAGUAAUAUGGACGUGGAUAUGGCAUCAUCGUCAACGCCAACCAUGCGUUCGGCAGUUUCCGCCCCUCGCUCUGAAGCUGGGCCAAUAGCAGCACCCCGGACCAACACUGCACCGGCAGCGCCUCGAACUACGACAGGCUCCACCGCGACAACGGCUCCGCGUCAAAGCACGCCAGCAGUACCAGCGGAUCUGCAACCAAUUCGUUGUCCACUAUGCCGCCGCCCUCAUCGGCUAUCGCACUGCGGUAUAUUCAAAGGCAUGCCGCCGAUGCAACGCCAGCAGGUGGCACAGGCGCACGGGUAUUGCCUGAAUUGUCUGGCAACUUCCCACGCAACUCAAGAGUGCCCAUCACAGAAUCGUUGCCAAAUCUGUGUGCGGGCUCAUCAUACGCUGUUGCACCGCGCUACCAGACGCGACUCCGGGCGACCACCGGCUCCUCGCACCAGCGGUAAUGUCAGGCGUUCUCAAAGAACUCCUGUGACGGCUUACCGCCGGCGUGGACACGCUCAAGUAGAAUCUCGUCCCUGGCGCCAAAACCGGACAACAUCAACACGGCGCCAUCCGCUUAGGCCGCAGUCCCGACGGUCAACAGGCCUCAGCAGCGUUGUAGCUACGCUACAGCAGCUACAGCGGCUUCUAGGCUAA